AUGAAGGAGAUGCUUGACGAGUGGCACAUUCCGUUGACUAAAGUGCACGUCAUACUCAGGGACAAUGCAAGUGUCACCGUCCUCAAACGCAUCCUGGCUAAAGAAGGCGAUGCAGAUACUGGCAUCAAAACAAUGAAAAAAACCUGCUUCAAGCUGUCAACAAACGCUUCGACACUGUGGAAGAUGGACCCCCCCACCCUGCUGGAGCCGAGAUAUAAAGACAGAUACUUUACAACUGCACAAUCUGCAAAUUGUGCAAAAGAUGCACUGACGGGGGAACUAGAGGAAGAGUUGAGGAGCAGCACAGCUGGAGCAUCAGAGGCUGCAGAGCCACAAGAAAAGGUCCCUCGGGUGGAAGCAGCAGCAGCACCAAGUAAGAGCAGCUUCAUGCAAGAGUUUGACCAAAUUGUGGAGGAGUGUGAAGAUCCCAGUGCAGCAAGCAGCUCGAGCCCUGCAGUCCAACUGCAUGGAUAUCUUGCAGAGAAAACCAUCGCUGCCUCAGACAACCCAUACCAAACAGAAGCUGAUGGAGAGGACUGUGGAGGACCAGAACCAGACAGGAACUCACAUCCACUUUUACAACCAGAGACUGAAGACCAGACUGGAGACUCUUCUGAACCUGAGACUGAUGACAGUGCUGAUUGGAAGGAGACCAGAGAACCUCAGUCAGCUUUAAACUCUCUGAAACAUGAUUCAACAUGUAAGAAAACAUUCAGCUGCUCUGAGUGUGGGAGAAGAUUUGGCCGCAAGACACACCUGAAGAGACACAUGAGAAUCCACACAGGAGAGAAACCUUUCAGCUGCUCUGAGUGUGGUAAAGCUUUCUCUGAUAGUGGAAACAUGAAGAAACACAUGAUAACUCACACAGGUGAAAAACCUUUCAGCUGUUUAGUUUGUAAGAAAACGUUUUUAAUGUCUAGAAAUUUACAGAGACACAUGAGAAUCCACACAGGAGAAAAGCCUUAUAGCUGCAGUGUUUGUUAUAAAUCUUUUACACAGAGUGAAUAUUUACAGAAACACAUGAGAGUCCACACAGGAGGGAAGCAUUUUAGCUGCUCAGUCUGUAAGAAAUAUUUUUCACAGAAUGGAAAUUUACAAAAACACAUGAGAAUCCACACAGGAGAAAAACCUUUCAGCUGCUCAGUUUGUAAUACAUCUUUUACACGGAGUGAAAAUUUACAGUCACACAUAAAAACUCACACAGGAGAGAAGCCUUUCAGCUGCAGUGUUUGUAAUACAUCUUUUGCACAGAGAAGAAGUUUACGGGCACACAUGGUAGUCCACACAGGAGAGGAAAGAUUCAGCUGCAGUGUUUGUAACAGAAGAUUUGCCUGGCGUUCUGAUGUCAAAACACAUAAAUGUGUUGGUCAGAUGGAAAGAGAAGCUGAUGGAGAGGACUGUGGAGGACCAGAACCAGCCAGGAACUCACAUCCACAUGAGUCACAUCUGAAGAAACACAUGAGAACUCAUACAGGAGAAAAACCUUUUAGCUGCUCGGUUUGUAAGAAAUCUUUUACACAGAGAGGAUAUUUACAACAACACAAGAGAAUCCACACAGGAGAAAAACCUUUUAGCUGCUCAGUUUGUAAGAAAUCUUUUACACAGAGUGAAUAUUUACAACAACACAUGAGAAUCCACACAGGAGAAAAACCUUUCAGCUGCUCAGUUUGUAAUACAUCUUUUACACAGAGAGGACAUUUACGGUCACACAUGGUAGUCCACACAGGAGAUAGAAGAUUCAGCUGCAGUAUUUGUAACAAAAGAUUUUCCCGGCGUUCUGAUGUCGAAAAACAUAAAUGUGUUGGUCAGAUGGAAACAGAAGCUGAUGGAGAGGACUGUGGAGGACCAGAACCAGACAGGAGACAUGCUGAGUACCCUCCAGGAUGA
Sander lucioperca (pikeperch) is the source of this 1887-nucleotide messenger RNA. Its product is annotated as gastrula zinc finger protein XlCGF57.1-like. Gene Ontology annotation, cellular component: nucleus. The coding region runs from base 1 to 1887 and encodes 628 amino acids. Lineage: Eukaryota; Metazoa; Chordata; Actinopteri; Perciformes; Percidae. Gene Ontology annotation, molecular function: DNA-binding transcription factor activity, RNA polymerase II-specific; RNA polymerase II cis-regulatory region sequence-specific DNA binding. Gene Ontology annotation, biological process: regulation of transcription by RNA polymerase II. The record is from RefSeq and is a predicted model, not a curated record. The transcript is spliced from 5 exons.